AUAUUCUGUGCUGUUUGGGUACGAAUAAAAUCAUGCUUGACACACUAGACUCCUGAAAAUAUAUAACCACUUGAGUAUUUAUUGAAUAACUCUUUCAAUUCUAGAUACGUUGGAAGAGUCAAUGAUGCCUUGAAAUGGUACUUCCUUGGAGAAUUUGUGGUCAAAUCUUAUCAUAUAACAGUGACGCUCUCGAACGUGCUUGAAGCAACCAAUUGGAGAGAUUUAAUUUAUUACAUUCCCUUUAUGUUAUCGGUAGUUGUUCAAGUUUUUGUGAUUUACUAUCAUGUCAAUGAGUUAUUUUUGAAGAGCACAAAUUUGGGCAUGAGAAUAUACAAGGGCAAUUGGUAUGACCAAACUUCUGAAGUGACGAAGAGUCUUUUGAUUGUGAUGUCCAGAGUGCAAAGACCAUUUGUACUCAGUAUCGGCAAUUUUCGAGUGAUCGACAAUGAUCUGUUAGUGAGCAUGACCCAAGCUGCUUAUACGUUCGUAUUGUAUCAGAUGAUUUAG
This is a messenger RNA of Phaedon cochleariae (mustard beetle), 507 nucleotides long. NCBI's taxonomy places the organism in Eukaryota, Metazoa, Arthropoda, Insecta, Coleoptera, Chrysomelidae. The record is from the annotation of a GenBank genome assembly.